CCGGCGAGACGAGCAGCGUAUCAAGGAAUCGGGUCGGAGAGCGCGUUCGCGCCUGUUGAACGAGAGCUUGUCUUCGACAUCGAUAUAAGCGACUACGACGAUGUGCGAACUUGCUGCUCAGGGGCGUCGGUGUGCACAAAAUGCUGGCCGCUUAUGACAGCUGCCAUUAAAGUCGUCGACACUGCCCUUAGAGAGGAUUUUGGUUUCGAGCACAUUUUGUGGGUGUUCAGUGGCAGACGAGGCGUGCAUUGCUGGGUGUGCGACAGACGAGCAAGGAGGCUAACCAAUGAGCAACGGUCUGCAGUGGCUGAAUAUUUCCGAGUGUAUAAGGGAACUGAAGCCAAUGGAAGCAAGGUGUCGUUCUCCGGUGCUGCUCUGCACCCCUCCCUCAUGCGGGCAUACGACCAAGUAUUAAGAGGCACGUUCGAGGGUGAAGUGCUGCCAAAUCAAGAGCUGCUGAGCCAACCGGACACGUGGAAGAGGGUGCUGAAUCAACUGCCAGACCAAGAGCUGCAGGAUCGGAUGGACGCCACGUGGCGUAGCGACAGCAGGCGCGCGUCAGCAGCUGCUGACGUCAACGUGUACAGGUGGCAGCAGCUGGAGGCCACCACACGGGCCGCAGCUAAGAAGAACGUGUCCCUAAGGAAGGCUGUGGAGGAGAUUGUGUUUGCCUUCACGUACCCUCGACUUGAUCUGGAGGUGUCUAAGCACAAGAACCAUUUGCUGAAAGCACCAUUCUGCGUGCACCCUAAGACAGGUGCUGUGUGUGUGCCCAUCGACCCAGCCAACUGUGCUGACUUCGAGCCAAGCCAAGCCCCCACACUCAGUCAGUUGGUGGGUGAGAUCAAUGCAGCCCAUCGGGCAUCAGAUGGCUCCGCUGCUGCAGCCACUGCUGGCAUUGAGUCAACAUCACUCGCUCCCUUCAUGGAGAUUUUCCGAAGCACCUUUCUGCGGCCAUUGCUGGCUGCUUCCAAG
Messenger RNA from Closterium sp. Naga37s-1, 975 nucleotides. Lineage: Eukaryota; Viridiplantae; Streptophyta; Zygnematophyceae; Desmidiales; Closteriaceae. The record is from the annotation of a GenBank genome assembly.